Messenger RNA from Ooceraea biroi (clonal raider ant), 1920 nucleotides. RefSeq lists its product as uncharacterized. The record is from RefSeq and is a predicted model, not a curated record. Gene Ontology annotation, biological process: detection of chemical stimulus involved in sensory perception of smell; sensory perception of smell. Gene Ontology annotation, cellular component: plasma membrane. NCBI's taxonomy places the organism in Eukaryota, Metazoa, Arthropoda, Insecta, Hymenoptera, Formicidae. Gene Ontology annotation, molecular function: odorant binding; olfactory receptor activity.
UUUGGGAAAGUCAAUUGCGCUUGCGCGCACUUCAGUCAAGAUAUCAUGACAUGACUGUUUUUCUAUGAGAAAUAAAUUUCUGUAGUACUUCUAUUACGGCGUUCAAUCGAUUAAUCGCCCACAUUUCUCUCCCUCGCAAAUUGUGCGAAUAUUAUUUCUAUAGCAUUCUUAUUUCGGUAUAGCAUUGCAAUAGCAUUAGAUAGAAUAUUCUGUAGGAAUUCUAUAGUAUUGUAACAUAGGUAAUAUGGCCUAGUUAAUAUUUGAUGUUAAUAUUAUGGGUUAGUACAUUUAUGAGAAAUGUUAAGAAAAAUUGUGAAAUUUUCAUAAAUUGAGGUAAAUUGUUUAAAUUAGAUAAUUUUCACCGUAAGCAAUGUAUCUUAUGCCAGAGAGAAAUAUUUUAAAAUAUUCCACCUAUUCUUCCGAAGAAGAUGUAUACAAAUUCUAGUCACUCAUUGUCAAAUGCAGUCGAAUGCUCGAAGAAGAAUGAUCUCUAUAGUUGAACAUUUUCGACUUCAUCGAACAUUUCUAUUGGUCAUUGGCAUAUGGCCCUACAACCAAUCAAAAUUUGUUGAAUUACAAUUCUCACUGUUCUUUGCUGUUCCACACAGUUUUAUUAUAUUUCAGCUUACAUCGUUUAUAACUUCUGAAUGUACUGUUGAUCUUAUUAUUAAAAUUCUGUCUACAAUAUCUUUUCUUCUUAUGUGCACAGUUCAUCACAUUUCUUUUGGGAUUAAUGCAUGUAGUGUGAAGUGUUUCGUGGAGCGUCUCCAGCAUGUCUGUAAUGAUAUAAAAGAUGAAAAUGAAAUCGCUAUAAUAGAAAAAUAUGGAAACAGCGCAGAAUACAUUACAAUUAUAAUUACAUUGUUUGCGGUGUGCUGCGUAAUUAUUAUAACUGUUUUGCCAUUUUUGCCGUGGAUUCUUGGCACCUUUCUACUCGCAAAUGAAUCUCGACCAUUUCACAAUAUGCUAAUUGUAACUGAAUAUUUUGUUGAUAAAGAAAAACAUUUUUAUUUAAUUAUUCUGCACACAUACGCAUCUAUUUACAUAGGAGUGACUGCGAUGGUGGGAGCAGGAAUGAUGCUAGCAUCAUACCUAAAACACAUUUGCGGACUGUUUAGCAUUGCAAGUUACCGUAUGGAGCAAACAAUAAUGUUAAAUAGUCACGAAAAAGCUAAUGGAAGGAACGAGAUGGAGAUGAACAAGAAGUUACGACAUGCAGUGGAUGUUCAUCGUACAGCUAUUGAGUUGUCUGAAUUCUUUAUGUCUAAUUUCAAUGGAACAUACAUUUGUCUAAUAGUGAUAGCCGUAAUUUGUUUAUGCCUUAAUCUAUACGAAGUCUUUCAAACUACUUUGCUUCGAGGUAACGUAGAAGAAAUUUUAUUACACCUUAUUUUCGCAUCUGCUAUAGUUCUAUAUACGUUCGUGGCCAACUAUACCGGUGAAGAAAUCAUGCAUCAUUAUAACGACAUGUUUUCUAUGGCAUACAGCGUUCAGUGGUAUACGGCUCCUAUACGCAUACAGAGAUUGAUAUUAUUUCUGUUGCAAAGAAGUUGUAAGGUUUACCGCCUCAAAAUAGCUGGAAUUUUUAUAACAUCUCUAGAAGGCUUUGCUUCGUUAUCUACUGCAUCGUUAUCUUACUUCACUGUUAUAUAUUCUACACGGGAGUGAUACGAUAUCAUUCACCUAACUGUAUAUUGAAGGCAAAGGGUUGCAGACAGACCAUUUGUGCAAUUGAUACGUAAGACAACGAAAUAAAACGCUCCUUUUAUAAAACAAGUGCACGUUACGAAUGCGAGUGGACUAAAAUGAAGAAGGUGAAGACAUAUUGUUUGGAAAAAUCAAUUGCGCUUGCGGGAACUUUGGUCAAGAUAUUAUGUUAUAACUAUUUUUCUGUGAGAAAUAAAUAUCUAUUUGUAUUUG